Notothenia coriiceps (black rockcod) is the source of this 1815-nucleotide messenger RNA. Its product is annotated as hepatocyte cell adhesion molecule. NCBI's taxonomy places the organism in Eukaryota, Metazoa, Chordata, Actinopteri, Perciformes, Nototheniidae. The transcript has 7 exons. The coding region runs from base 1 to 1359 and encodes 452 amino acids. The record is from RefSeq and is a predicted model, not a curated record.
AUGAUGGCAGUGGUCCUGCAAGCAUAUAAUGGUGCAAGAUUACUCUGUGUCCCCCCAACAACCCUUCAGUUUCUGUGUAUUCCCCUCUGCUCCUCAAUUCAAAACCCCCCUGUCGUCUCUUUGCCUUUGUUUCCAGGUGAGGUGUCAGGUGUGAAUGUGACCAGCCAAACCCAGGUGGUGAGGGGCACGGUGGGGAAAGUGGCCCUCUUGUCAGUCAGCUACUCUAGCAGCAGUUCUGAUAAACCUGUAAUUAAAUGGCAGCUUAAGAGGGAGAAAGAGAAACCUAUCACUGUUGUGCAGUCCAUAGGAACAGACAUCAUAGGGAACCUGAGGCCGGAGUACCGCAAUCGUAUCCUGGUGUUUGAAAAUGGUUCACUGCUGCUUCACAACCUGCAGCUGUCAGACGAAGGGGCGUACGAAGUUGAGAUCUCUAUCACAGAUGACACCUUCACUGGAGAGCGCUUCGUUGAGCUCACUGUGGAUGUGCCCGUGUCCAAACCUUACAUCCAGAUGAUGUCCUCGUCCGUCCUGGAGUACAGCGAGCACUUCAACCUCCACUGUACCCAUGAUAAUGGCACGAAGGCUAUCUACAGUUGGCUGAAGGGAGGCAAGGUGCUGACUAAUGACACACGCCUGCUGCUUUCACAUGACCAAAAGACGCUGACCAUCUCUCGCGUUGGGAUGUCAGAUGAUGACAUUUACGCCUGCACAGUGGACAACCCCAUCAGCAACAUGAAGAGCAUGCCUGUCAAGCUCACUGUCUACAGACGGAGCUCGCUAUACAUCAUCCUGUCCACCGGGGGCAUAUUCCUCCUAAUCACCCUGGUGACGGUGUGUGCCUGUUGGAAACCAUCCAAAAAGAAACAUCAACCCAUCCCCCAAAGAGCUCCGAUCUAUUUGGAGCAGAGUGAUAUUGGCCAUGAUGUUGAUGUUGUUCCAAAACCAACUACACUUGGUCGAAGGAGUCCCAUGCCUCUUUAUGUCCUUAAUGAAGAUGAGACUCUGGAGCGUUUGGAAGAGAGUUCUGGUGAUGUCGCCAUCCAUUCAGAAAUGAACAUCCCUGCUACCUAUGCUCCGGUUCUUCCUCCCUCCUCCAACAGAUCUGAGCGGCCUGUAUGGUCUGCCCCCCGUAGAUAUCCCCGAAGCCCCUCUCCCCUGGCACAGCCUCUCCCACAACCCCUCCCCUGUCCUCCCCUACGUCCUGUCCGGUCCCCAGCUCCCUCCCCUGGUUCAUCUCCACGCAGUUUCAGCCCAAUAAGAAAGGUCCGUCCACCAAUAGGCAUCCCAACCAGCCACCUGCCUGUAGAGUCAGAGAGUGCAGACCCUGUUGAUCAGACUCGCUGUCCAUCACCACAUUGACAAGUGCCUGAUGUUCUCAUUCUGUGAUAUGUAAAGUACACUUGUAGUUUGUCGGUCUUCUGUUGCACACACAAGGAUAAUGGAUUUGGUGCACUAGGAUAAGAGAUAUGUACACUUUCAGCUAACUCUAUGUCUUCAUAUGCCAUUAUUUAUCAUGUAUUUCUCUAUGGCUAUGCACAAUAUUUCCUUAGUCUUUUGAUGAUAUCCUGUCAAGUGAAAUAAAUAUAUUCUGUCCAUGUAGUUCAUCAUGUAUUUUAAGCUGAACAGUAAAGGUUUCUCAACUCUGGUAUAUCAUUUUCUUCUUGGUUAAUUAUGUAUUUUCCUUUUGAUAAGUACCUGUAAGUAAGUUAAUGGUUUUGGGUUGGGAUUUUGUUCAAAAAUUAAGCCACAAGGUGUAUUCUUAUUCAAUACUAGGUCACUGUAUAACCUGAGGUAAUAAAAGCAGUUUAAAUAGUU